CUGCGCUGUUUGUAGCUUCUUGUACCUCUUCAUAACACCCCACCAUCGCGUGAAUUGAUCUCUCCCACCCGUUGACUUACAAUUCCUUCUACUGUCGCCAGACUGGUCGAAAUCGUGCCGACAAUAUGGUCGCCAGUCCUCACGGCUCGAGCCCAGCGAUGCGGGCGCUCUCGCAACCGGCAAUUACUGAGGAUGAACCGAACGAGACUACGGGUAUCAUCACGGCUGGGCGCCAGCAUGAUUACCAUUCGACACACUCCAGCGUGCGGCGGAGGAACACACCGGCCACUCCGACACAGCCGAAUGGCGACGCCGAGCCCGAAGAGGUCAAAGACGAGAAGGGAUGGCUAGCCGACUACCUCUCGGGGCUGUGGACGAUAGAGCUGGAAAACACUGGCAGUACUGCACGAGAUCACCUGGCGCUUGAACGUACUUUCCUUGCCUGGCUUCGCACGUCGCUGGGCUUUGCCUCGAUUGGCAUUGCCAUCACUCAACUUUUCCGGCUCAACACAUCGCUCGCAGACGGGGAAGACGACCCGCAUUUCGCGACUCUACGACACAUAGGAAAACCACUCGGCGCGACGUUUAUCGGCAUCAGCAUCCUCGUCUUGCUGCUGGGCUAUCUGAGAUAUUACCAGAGCCAACAGUGGGUGAUGAAGGGCAAAUUCCCGGCCUCACGGGGCGCCAUCAUCCUGGUGUCGCUGAUUGCGUUCGCAUUGAUGGCUGCGAGCCUUACAGUAGUAAUCGUCGUUCAGCCCACUGUGAGAUCUCAAUAGUUUUUUUGGGUGAGGUCCGCCCCAGAUGGACGUUCGAGGGGAGAUUUGGUCGUGGUUUUGUAGCAUCGGUGUAUCGGGCGCACUGGGUUUUUGAUUUACAGCAUCUGCAGGCGUUCUAGAUCCCAUCGCCAUAUUGUUCGAAUUCCGGACCAGAUCGUAUAGUUCACUUCUGCACCCCGAGAUAGUCAACAUACCUGUGAUGGCUGCGUAUCCCUGUCUCAGGGCCAAUGGGUUUCCGCGCGUAGUAUCGAAGACCAUUUGUGCUGGAACUGCUGCCCGUCCCCACUUCGGACUUCAACAGCAGCAGCUCUCCACCACC
Messenger RNA from Microdochium trichocladiopsis, 1095 nucleotides. RefSeq lists its product as uncharacterized. Bases 126 to 776 code for a protein of 216 amino acids. NCBI's taxonomy places the organism in Eukaryota, Fungi, Ascomycota, Sordariomycetes, Xylariales, Microdochiaceae. The transcript is spliced from 2 exons. The record is from RefSeq and is a predicted model, not a curated record.